Messenger RNA from Larimichthys crocea (large yellow croaker), 1644 nucleotides. RefSeq names its product rhombotin-1. Gene Ontology annotation, biological process: positive regulation of transcription by RNA polymerase II. Bases 509 to 973 code for a protein of 154 amino acids. Gene Ontology annotation, cellular component: nucleus. Gene Ontology annotation, molecular function: DNA-binding transcription factor binding; transcription coactivator activity. The record is from RefSeq and is a predicted model, not a curated record. NCBI's taxonomy places the organism in Eukaryota, Metazoa, Chordata, Actinopteri, Sciaenidae. The transcript has 5 exons.
AGAGAGAGAGAGGGGGAGAGGGAGAGAGAGGGAGGGAGCUCUGUGAGGAGGUUCAGUCUGUGCAGAGGAGCUCGUCUGAGGGGGAAGAGCCGCAGCCAGUGCAGAUACAGACAUGCUUAUGCACUGACAUCAGCUCAGAUAAGGCACACACACACACACACACACACACACACUUGGUUUGAGGACAUCUCUCCUGCCGGCAAGGUGAUACCCGGGGACGCUGUUUUCAUCCAUCCACGGGCUAUUUUAUUAUUUUUACGCAUGAGACACAGAAAGCGACUCUGUGUUUGUUCCUCUUCGGGGUUAUGAGGAGCGGAGCUGAAGUUUGAGCGACUCCGUGUUGAUAGUGUAAUUUAUCCAGAGUGUCAGAGCCCUCUGUGUUUAUUGUUGCUCCUCGGGUUGUUAUCGUGCACGCAGCAGCAGCAGCAGCAGCAGGAGGAGGAGGAGGAGAAAAAGAAGAAGAAGAAGCGACAUUUCUCCUGUUGUUGGAUUGUUUGUUUCCAGAGGGAUGGUGCUGGACAAGGAGGAGAGUGUGUCUCUCGUGUCCCUCCAGUCCAGAGAGAAGCCGAGGGGCUGUGCAGGCUGCAACGGGAAGAUCCGGGACCGCUUUAUGCUGCAGGCGUUGGACAGGUACUGGCAUGAGGAUUGCCUCAAGUGUGCCUGCUGCGACUGCCGCCUGGGCCGGGUGGGCUCCACACUAUACACUCGGGCCAACCUCAUCCUUUGCCGCAGGGACUAUCUGAGGCUCUUUGGGGUGACGGGGAACUGUGCAGCCUGCAGUAAGCUGAUCCCUGCCUUUGAGAUGGUGAUGAGAGCCAGAGACAACGUCUACCAUUUAGACUGCUUCGCCUGUCAGCUCUGCCGCCAGAGAUUUUGCGUGGGAGACAAGUUUUUCCUCAAGAACAACAUGAUCCUGUGCCAGCUGGACUAUGAAGGAGGCCAUCUUAAUGGCAGCACAGAGAGGCAGCCUUAAUAAGAGAUCAGAACAGGACGACUAUGAGACAGCUGGACCCCGAAAAACUCACAGCAGCACAGUCAGCUCAUCAGCUUCCUGUUUCAGACUGAACCAUGUGUGAUAGCACAAGUUUCCAGCAGCCCAUCUUUGAACUCUUUAUAAUUGAGCUGCUUGGUAACUACCCUGAAAACUGACAUCUCUGAUCAGACAGACCAGAAAUGAACCAAGAAGUAAAAAAAACAAAAAAAAAAACAACAAAAAAAACAGGACAAAUCAAAGUAUCAGGAGGAUCAGAGCACUUAAUGUGGACUGUGAUGGAUUUGCCCCCUUUUUUGUUUUUAAACUCAACAAAUAAUUUGAAGGGUCUGUACACACUUGAAAUACUAGAUGAGUGAAGUGAAGCCAGUCAGCACCACAUAGCAUCAACCAAGCAUCAUCCAUCACAGAGAAUACUAAGUUGUCUUUUUUUUAAAUUCUUCUGGCAGUCACUGAACUGCCCAUUGUGGUAAACCCCACCCGUCUGGCACCCAAAACAAACAAACAUAUUUGCAAAUGUUUGGAGGAUCCUUUAUCUCUCUGCUUCUUGACUCGAAGACUGGACCGAACCGAGAGGCACUUCAAACCCACCAUAUUUUUUGAUUUUGAUCUCAAGCUGUUUUUGUUGACUAAUUAAAUGAAUUUAAAUUUCA